Messenger RNA from Aspergillus saccharolyticus JOP 1030-1, 1837 nucleotides. Its product is annotated as Zn(II)2Cys6 transcription factor. Gene Ontology annotation, molecular function: DNA-binding transcription factor activity, RNA polymerase II-specific; zinc ion binding. The transcript has 2 exons. Gene Ontology annotation, biological process: regulation of DNA-templated transcription. The coding region runs from base 103 to 1677 and encodes 524 amino acids. Lineage: Eukaryota; Fungi; Ascomycota; Eurotiomycetes; Eurotiales; Aspergillaceae. The record is from RefSeq and is a predicted model, not a curated record.
CUUCAUCUUGUCUUGCAUGCUGCCUGCCCCCAUGCUUGAUCAUCCACAGCAACAACACCUUUCAAACCGUCUCAAGCACCACUGAGCUCACUUCUGCGUACAAUGGACUUGCCUCACAAGGAGGCCGAUGCUCAUCCUCCCAAAGUACUACUCCCAGUGAAACAGAAGCGAGCAUCUAAGCCAAGGUCCCGUACCGGAUGCCGUACCUGUCGAGCACGGCGGGUCAAAUGUGAUGAGACCCCCGGAGCAUGCCAGCAAUGUACCUCUACGGGCCGAGUCUGCGAUGGCUACGAGGCCCAACGACUGCCUCUGCCAUCUCGGAAGAAGACCACAAUGGUUCCUUGUCGCUCUUCCGCGGUGGCAACCGGCUUCUGCUUUGUAACCACAUCCGAUGAGAAACGCUGUUUCUCGUAUUUUCAGUUGCGCUCAAUCUCCCAUCUGAUCGCCUCGUUCGACAACCCUCUGUGGGAGAAGCUCGUUCUGCAGAUGAGCUACAAUGAACCCGCCGUGUAUCAUGCGGUCGUGGCCCUGGGCUCAAUUCACCAGGACCUUGAACAACAUGGAUUACCCAUACCCGUAUCUGGACAGAGGCCAGAUACCGCGUUGAGUCGCUUCGCUACAGAGCAAUCCCUCCGGUCCUAUUCCCUGCUCACCAAACGCCGGGCCUCACAGGACCCUGCCCUGCGGCAGGUUGUCCUCGUCUGCUGCUUGCUGUUCACUCUGGCCGAGCUGCUCUACGCACGCCCAGCCACCGCAAGCGUGCAUCUGUCCGGUGGACUGAAGAUCCUGCGGGAGCACAAGGCCCAGCGCUCCGUUCACUCGCCUUGGGAGCAACAAAGCACCCUCGAGACCUACCUGCAUCUACAGAGCCAGUCUUUUUCUUUGUUGAAUAAGGGUCCGCCCAUAUUACCGAUCGACCAGGAAAUUCUCUACGAGAGGCCGUACGAAAACUACCUCUCUGCGUUUUCGACCUUCGGCGAGGCUCACCAAGCGUUUGGGCCUGCCUUCAACGCUAGCUGUGGCUACUUCGUGAGGUUCUGGAAGCAGAGCCAACAACAAGCGACGAUCCCCGGCGACGGAGAGGAUGAACCUUCCGAAGACAGCCCACUCGGUCCAUUACGCAUUAUAUCUUGCCUGAACCAGUUCCUCCAAGCACUCGAAGCCUUUGUGGCAGCGUCAUUCACCCGCCUGAGCGCCAAGGAACAGCGGGGCGUGCAGGUACUGCGAGUCACUGCCCACGGGCAGAUCGUAGGCAUCAAAAGCUGCCUUCUACGGAGCAAUGGCUGCUCCCUACAUCCUCUCAUGGAGGAUUAUAAGCGAUUGCAGCGGAUGUUGGAAAUGACGCUGGCACUGAUUCAGGAUCGUCCGCUCAUUAGUCUAGGAAUAAGCCUGACCCCGGUGUUUUUCUUCUUAGCACAGUGCCCGGAUCACGGGAUUCGCUGGUGGGCGCUCGAUGGUCUGCUCUCGUGGCCGCAUUGCGGCGGCUUCUUCAAUACGAAUCAGAUGGCGGAGAGCAUACUUGACUGGACGAAGGAUGAGCUGAGAGUGCUGAGGGAGAAAUGUCCGGAGGGAGUGGCGGGGACGGUGUCUUUCGUGACGGAGACGGAUGGGUCUUCGUAUGCUCGGAUUUCGUAUGCAGGGAGGGAUGGGCCUAAGGAGCGGUUGCUGGAGUUGUAGGAUCUAGGUCGUUGAGGAGCAGUAUGCCUGUGCAUUAUCUACGAUAUUUGCGAAAUUACUCGCUGCCGUAGGUGCGGGUUUGGUCGCUGGAUAAAUCAGCCUGAGAGGCAUAGCCUGCAUCAAGUAACCUCUUUCUCACCUGAAUGGUUGCUGCUUGAGG